This is a messenger RNA of Dentiscutata erythropus, 2489 nucleotides long. NCBI's taxonomy places the organism in Eukaryota, Fungi, Glomeromycota, Glomeromycetes, Diversisporales, Gigasporaceae. The record is from the annotation of a GenBank genome assembly.
UCCAACUCAAGAAAUUAUCAGAAGAAUCACCUGUCGAAUUCAUUACGAAUAAUGUUAUUGAUAUACAAAUGUCAAAAUCAACGUCUAAUGCUUCAUCAUAUGUAACAGAUUCGAUCUUUUCUGAUGAUCUACAAAAAGUAUACAUUGAAGGCAGUCAGCACAUUUCGUUAGGAAUAAUUAAAGACCGCCAUGAAGAUUUAAAUGAAAUCAUCUGCGAUGAUAACAUUAAAGUAGUUGCUGUAGAUAGUACUAAUAAUAUAUUAGAAGGGUUGGAAUCUCGUAUAAACGCUUUACCUAGUGUAGAUUUCUCAAAUUUGGAGGUUGUAGACAAAGAAUUAGAUGAAAAUAUUAAAAAAGCCACAUUAAUACUUGAAGAUACUAAAGUUGCAGUUAAUCAUGCCCCCUUUAUACCGGACGAUGAUCUCAAUGAAACAAACUUUGAUCAUCAUUUCGAUAAAGCAAGUAAAAAAUUAUUAGAAUUGUCAGAUGCUCUUACUUCAGCUCACAAUGCCUCACAAUUGGCAGCAUUCCAUGCAGAUGCAGAUAAAAUUAUUAAAGACUGUUACGAAGGAACUGCUGUUGUUAAAUCGAGACAAGAGGACCUUGAUCGUAGCGGCUACUAUGCUCUAGAAGUUGAGCUACUUGCAAAUGUACUUAGAAAUGCUUUUAAUGGGUAUAAAGAAAGUGAAAAUAAAUUGAGCACAUAUGAUCAAAGAGUUAAGGUUGACUUUAAACAAGAAGCUGAUAAACUUAUUAAUCAAAAUCCUGAAGCCAAUAAGGAUCGUAUAUUGAACAUUUUCAGUAAGGUGACAGGAGCUUUGGAGAAGUUUUCUGACGCUGUCACACUUGAACGUCGCGAACUCGAACUUGUACGUAGAGUUUAUGCACAUGCCAAAUCUGCUCCCGAUAUAAAAACUUGGAUGUCAUCCUGUAAAUUAGCAAUGCUGAAUAUCCAAGUUGGUUCGAUUCAUAUAAUUGGUCAAGAAGCAAAGAUAGUGGAUUUAGAAGGAAAAGUUGCUAGUUUCCAAACUACAGUUGAUCAGUUCAAAGAUAUGAGCCACCGAGUUCUAAUACCUGAAGCCGAUAGUAGAGACAUUGGUGAGCCUCAACCUGAGGAAUCAAACUCUAAAAUUAAAAAAUCUGUUCAGACAAGGACAUAUAGAGUUUUAGAUGAAUGGCAUGGUCUCAAAGAUCAACUCAAAAAAUUGAGGUCAAGCCUAGACUCAUCGAAGGAAAGUCUGGAAGUGUCACGUACUAAAAAUAUAUUAACGGCCAUUGGCCAAGUCAAAGAACGGGUAUUAAAUAUUGAAUCUUUCAUCACUGGUGAAGGAGUUUCAAGGCUACCAACAAAAGAUGAUGUUACCAAUGGUGUAAGAGAACUUGAUGAAAUCCAGGAAGAAAUGGAUCAUAUAUUGACGCCUAGGAUUGAAGCAUUAGAUUCUAUGAUAAAUGAUUUAACUGAAAAUGACAAAGGGUAUGUUCAACAACGAGCAGGAAUUGCAAAAGCCUUGACUAACCUUCAAAACCUAAUUGAUAAUAAGAGAGUUCAACUUCGAGAAGCUAAAAAAUUGGCAAAAUUCGAAAAAAAAGCAGAUGAGAUAAAUGCAUUAGUGUGUUCAUUACUUGAAACAGUGGACGCUGUCAUCACAACACCAGAUCAAUUCUUAAGCGUCAUCGACUUGCAGUCGCGUUUCACUGAACUGAAUACCAAAUAUAAUUAUUACCAUCCUAUCAUCAUCCGAGAAUUGACAAACGCACAAAGAGCAGCAGAGCCAUUAAAAGAUGAUUGGAGAGUUGUUAACCGUCUAGGCACUCUAAUAGAACGAUGGAAUGAAUUAAAUAAAAUUGCUUUCGCCAAAAAAAAUGAAUUAAGCCGUCUGCUAUCAGGUCAGAGACCAUUAAUAAAAGCACAACCUGGACGAUCCAACUCACAUAUGUCACGAUCUAAUUCGUCUAGUAGAGUCGUGUCUCCUCCUACCCUUCCUACCCCUCCAUCACCAGCAACAACACCACGGCCUACAUCAAGAACCCCAACCCAGAUUUCUUCAAGUCCAACAUCAGGUACACCAAUCCGUCUCUUGCCACAUUCAGUCGAUAAUUACGUUCCAGUUCCUACGGAUCAACUUGAUGUGGAAGUUGCACGAAUAGUACAUGCAUGCCCCGUAAAGAUUAAAGUGUCUAAGGUCGAAGGAGAACCUGGAAAGUACAUGUUUGGAGAAGUUGAUCCUAAACUAUGUUAUUGUCGUAUUUUAAAAAACCGGAUGAUAAUGGUUCGAGUUGGAGGAGGGUGGGCAGAGCUAUCGAAAUUCCUUAUGGGUAUGUAUAUCAUUAACACAAAUGUAAUGAGUGAACACUACGAAAAACAUGCUAACUUUGAACAAAAAUACAUCCCCAAACGCCGAUCUUUUGCUGGAUCUAACGAAAUAGAGCUAGGAAUCAUCGCAGGACUUUGUAUUGAAAGGUUAGAAGGGAUUGGUUCCUUGGUGUGA